AAUUUGUAGACCACUAGAACAGCGAGAAAAGAGAUCCAUCUGGAUAAGAGAGGGAGGAGUCUAGGAGAACGCCAAAGGGCAAGCUUUCUCCUCUCGAUUUCCUCGAUUUCUCUGGUUACAUCGAGCUCCGUGUCAUACUUCGAAGAAGUGAAAUGCAUCUGAGCUCUAUACCCAUGAGAAGUGGCUUCUUGAUCUCUCCGAGUUAUCCCGACUGCUUCCGUCUCGGCUUCCUUCCGAAUGGGAAGACACGAAGCGUCGGGGUCGUAUCGAGAAGGCGAAGAUCUCCUAGGGCAAGUCUCUCUUCCGAUCCACUUCUGAUCCAGGCCGCUAGAGAAAAUCCAGUAAGUCGGCCUCCAGCAUGGAUGAUGCGCCAAGCAGGAAGGUAUAUGGCUGUUUAUAGAAAGCUCGCCGAGAAAUAUCCAUCCUUUCGACAGAGGUCUGAGACAAUUGACCUCAUAGUAGAAAUUUCUUUGCAGCCAUGGCGAGCUUUUCGGCCUGAUGGAGUUAUUAUUUUUUCUGACAUACUUACACCUUUACCUGCAUUUGGCGUUCCUUUUGAUAUACAUGAAGUACGAGGCCCUAUUAUUCAAUCUCCCAUUUGUGAUGAGGAAGGGCUUAAAUGUUUGCACCCCAUUGACCUAGACAAACUUCAAUUUGUAGGGGAAUCUCUAAAGAUCUUGCAUGGAGAGGUUGGCAACAAAGCUGCAGUACUUGGUUUUGUAGGGGCACCAUGGACAAUUGCCACUUACAUUGUUGAAGGUGGCACGACACGUACAUAUACAACUAUAAAAAGGAUGUGCCAUACCGCACCACAUGUUCUGAAGGCUCUUCUUUUGCAUUUGACACAAGCAAUAUCCGACUAUAUCAUUUUUCAAGUGAAAUCAGGAGCUCAGUGCGUACAGAUUUUUGAUUCUUGGGGUGGACAGUUGCCGCCUAAUGUUUGGGAGCAAUGGUCAAAACCAUAUAUUAAACAGAUAGUGAGUUCAGUGAGAAAAGAGUGCCCUCAGACACCGCUUGUGUUGUACAUCAAUGGUAAUGGUGGUUUACUUGAGCGCAUGACAGAAACUGGAGUUGAUGUGAUUGGUCUAGAUUGGACAGUGGAUAUGGCAGAUGCAAGACGACGUCUCGGAAGUAGUGUUAAUGUGCAAGGAAAUGUCGACCCAGCUUAUCUCUUCUCUCCACAUUCAGUUUUGACUGAUGAAAUACAUAGGGUUGUGAAAUGUGCCGGUCGAAAGGGCCAUAUUCUUAAUCUGGGCCAUGGUGUUCUUGUGAAUACCCCAGAAGAGGCUGUUGCUCAUUUCUUUGAUGUUGUGAGAAGCUUGAGCUAUGAUACACUUUUUGAAGAUGACAUGGCCACCAAAGAAUUAGAGCCCCUAAGUACAUUGUAAAAUUUAUGAGCCAAACUAGCCUUCCAUUUUUCCCUAUUACUUGAGGGUGCUGUAAUUCGGUAAUCAGUGGGGAAUAUUAUCCAUGCUAAAUUCUGUCAAAAACUGUCAUGUGAGAAUAUUUUUCUUCUUAUCACUUUUAUGCAAAUUUAGUACUCUUUUCUGCAAA
Molecule: messenger RNA, 1554 nt
Organism: Zingiber officinale
Lineage: Eukaryota; Viridiplantae; Streptophyta; Magnoliopsida; Zingiberales; Zingiberaceae
Product: uroporphyrinogen decarboxylase 1, chloroplastic-like
Exons: 6
Coding region: 153-1388 (411 amino acids)
Biological process (GO): porphyrin-containing compound biosynthetic process
Molecular function (GO): uroporphyrinogen decarboxylase activity
Source: RefSeq, a predicted model, not a curated record